Messenger RNA from Manis pentadactyla (Chinese pangolin), 1781 nucleotides. RefSeq names its product CD247 molecule (gene CD247). Bases 16 to 705 code for a protein of 229 amino acids. Gene Ontology annotation, biological process: cell surface receptor signaling pathway. Gene Ontology annotation, cellular component: membrane. Lineage: Eukaryota; Metazoa; Chordata; Mammalia; Pholidota; Manidae. Gene Ontology annotation, molecular function: transmembrane signaling receptor activity. The transcript has 8 exons. The record is from RefSeq and is a predicted model, not a curated record.
CAGAGCUUCCUGCCCAUGAACGGAAAGGGGGAGCGCGAGCGUCUGGGCCCUGCGGCAGGUGUCUGCCUUCACACAGGCCCCGUCGUCCCCCACUUCCUGAGGAGCCAGCAGGCCCAGCCAGCAGAGACUGCCCUUGUCCUCUCUGUCCCAGCCGUGGCUGCCACAGCCGCCGCCUCCGGGUACCAUCCUGCGGGAAGGGACAAGAUGAAGUGGAAGGCGCUCGUCAUGGCGGCCAUCCUGCAGGCCCAGCUCCCUGUCACAGAGGCACAGAGCUUCGGCCUGCUGGACCCCAAACUCUGCUACCUGUUGGAUGGGAUCCUCUUCCUCUAUGGCGUUAUCGUCACUGCCCUGUUCCUGAGAGUGAAGUUCAGCCUGAGCGCGGCGGCCCCCGCGAGCCUGCAGGCCCAGACCCAGCUCUACAACGAGCUCAACCUCGGCCGCCGGGAGGAGUACGACGUUUUGGAUAAGAGGCGGGGCCGCGACCCCGAGAUGGGCGGCAAACAGCAGAGGAGGAAGAACCCACAGGAUGUCGUGUACAAUGUGCUGCAGAAAGAUAAGAUGGCGGAGGCCUACAGUGAGAUCGGGCUGAAGGGGGAGAACCAGCGGCGGAGAGGAAAGGGGCAUGAGGGUCUCUACCAGGGGCUCAGCACGGCCACCAAGGACACGUACGAUGCCCUCCACAUGCAGGCCCUGCCCCCCCGCUAACCGGACCCGCAGACGCCCAGACUGUUAGACACAGGAAAAAGCAUUUACCCCGUCCGCUCCUCUUCCCACCACCACAGUAUUCCUCUCUGAACAGGGCGCUUCCAAGCUGUAACAUUUGGCCACACCCAGUACCCCCACCCCCCUCACCCCCCAAAGAAGAGCGUCCCUGGAAGCUCUAAAGGGUGUGACUGCAGGGCGUGGCCCCGGCUGAGGAGCCUGCUCUGAGCAGUGUGACCUCGGGUCCCCUGGUUUGCAGGAGGCUGGAGGCAGCCCCCCUGGGGCUCUGGGCUUACCUGGGACACGGGUGUCCUCCUCACAGCUGGGUCAAGUCUGUGUAAAGUCCCUGAGAGACCCCAAAGGUUAGCAUGCAUCCUAAUGGUCUGUAUUGCUCUGUCGGUAUUUGAGUGGCUUCGCUUCUGCUGUGAAUUUGGCUUCUGUUGUCAGCCUACCCCCCACUUCUCAAGGGAACCUGUAAUUCUCAUGGUGGGUAGAGGCUGUGUUGCCUCCCUUCAAGGCCUGGGCAGCGGGGGAGGUGGCAAGGGCACGUCUGCCAAGUGUGCAGCAGCCACAGGUGAUGGAGGAGGGCCUGGGCAGCGGGGGAGGUCUGGGAGCAGGGGCACCACCUCGGAGGCUUGGCUAGGGGCCUGGGGACUGCAGGCCCGCCUUCAGUCGCCAGUGACUCCCCAUCACAGAGACUGUGUCCCAGGCACUGUGGGGCCCCAAGGAGCAGCAGGCCCAUCCCUGCCCUUGGGGAGCUUGUUCUUACAGGGGCAUGAGUCGCGAGCUGAUGACGGUAGUGUCAGUACAGAGUGUGAACAGAGUGUGGUGGGGGCAAGAGAAGGGGUCAAGACAAACCCAUCCUGGCGAAAGCCUCAAAGGCAGAGAGCGCCGCCCAGAUCUGUGAGGUUCCCCAAGGACAGCAGCCCUGCCAGAACAAUCUGUUGGCUUUCUGGAACCCUGCCCUGUAAUUAAAGGCACGUGGCUGAGAGGGGAAACCCUCCCUGUUCUGCUUGUUUUAACUUAUACUGGCCUGCUAAGCCUGACUCUAAUGCAUAAUAAAUACUCCAGUGAAAACA